Molecule: messenger RNA, 850 nt
Organism: Trichomonas vaginalis G3
Lineage: Eukaryota; Parabasalia; Trichomonadida; Trichomonadidae
Product: protein of unknown function, DUF4106 family
Exons: 1
Source: RefSeq, a predicted model, not a curated record
AUGAGAUGGGGUCAUAAAGCUAAUCCGGAUAGGUGGUUCAUAAACUUACAACCACAAUUCCAAGAAGUUGUAGACGCAAUGGAAGUGAAUGGUGAACCAGAUAUAGCUGGUAUUUUCAGCGCGGCUUUAAUGCCAUUGAAAGAUAUGAAAGAUGCAGAUAUUUUGGACCAGUAUGAAAUGAACAUGGCUGAUGGAAAUAUAACACCUGACGUUCUAGAACAUUUAUCUCAAAGAACUACACAGAACCAUAGAGAUGGUAUAUUUGGUGAAGAGUUUAGAAAGAAAGUUAGGGAGAGAGAAGGAAGAGAACCUAUUGUACAUGACCUUGCAAACGAAAGUUUGCAAAAUGUCAUAAAAACUUACUUUGCAGACAAUGAACCGAGAAGGGAUGAAUAUUUAAGAAAACUCAAAUGGACAGUACCAAAUGAAAUGUUAGUAUUGAAAAACAUGUUCCUUGACAAAAUAAAACCAACUACAGAAAUAAAUGACGCAAGACUGAAACAUUGGGUAAAAGCUUUCCCAUUCACAAAAGAUAUUAUUGGUAACAUGGAAAGAAAACCAGAAUGGCUACAAAAACAUAUAUUUGGAAACGAGCUUAUUCCAUAUGGACAAGCUCUGUUUGAAGAGCUUGAACCGGAAACUCAGGAAAGAGUCAUGCAAACAAUACGCGAAGACUCAAAUACAAACUAUGACAAAAUCUUUCUAGGAUAUAGGUUACCUGAGAUGGGCGACCAGAGCCCAAAGGCAAAAAGGACAUGGGAAAUUUACAACAUACUAGGUGAACAUGAGGCAAAGAUGCAACAACUUGAAGCAGAGGGCAAGUUACCAAAAGCGACACCAAAGAAGAAGA